AUGGCGUUCCUCGCGAAAUUCGUGGCUACAAAAUAUGUCGGUGACAAGCUGGAGGACAACUUUGGGCCCGAGAACCCGAGAUACGACAUCUUCGUCACCGAAGAUGGCCGGCGUAAGAAGCUCAAGAAGUCGUUGCCGCCAGGCCUGAGCGCUCAUGACGAGCGCGUCCUUAAGACGGUCCAGCGUAAAGCUUACCGGUAUGAGUGGUGGAUCGACUGUCAUUGCUGCUGCGGCCUCCAUAUUCAAUUUGGUACCGUGACCCUUUGGGGCCUGCUUCCUGUCGUGGGUGACAUCGUCUCACUCAUCAACGCCCUGACGCUCAUCCGCGCCGCAAGGAAGGUCCAAGGCGGCCUGCCGGCCCCAACCCUCGCGGCGAUGCUCCUCUGGGCCCUGAUCGACUUCGCCAUCAAGCUCAUUCCCAUCGUUGGUGACAUCCUCACGGCUAUUAUCAAGCCCAACACGCGCAACUGUAUGAAGGUCGAGGCCCUCCUGCGACAGAGGGCAAGCAAGAGGUCGGGCCCCGGCGCCGCCGCCGCCACCUCGGGCAGGAACGUCCCCGCCCCGCGCGGGGCCACCGCCCGCGCACCGCUGCUGGUCUCCUCGCAGCCCGGCGCGCAGACCCGCAUGGUCACCGGCUCUGGGCCCGGCGCCGCGCCCUCGUACGGCACGGUCCCCGCCGGGGGUGGGGCCGGGGCUACUGCUGCGUCGUCGGGCGCUGAGGACCGCAGGAGUACCCGCCACCUGCUGCCGUUCUGGAGGCGGAAUGAUGACUCCGACAGUGAGUCGGAUGGCGAGGCGGCGCGGUAG
Molecule: messenger RNA, 807 nt
Organism: Diaporthe citri
Lineage: Eukaryota; Fungi; Ascomycota; Sordariomycetes; Diaporthales; Diaporthaceae
Exons: 4
Coding region: 1-807 (268 amino acids)
Source: RefSeq, a predicted model, not a curated record